GUAAAAAGAGACUAAUUAAAAAAAACAUACUUUUAAUUAGUCCUAAUGAGCAUAUGAAUUUGUAGUCUUCUCUCUAGGGUUGGCUCUCGGCCACCUUUAGAGUAGCUUUUGUUCUUCCCGUUCUUCGGCUUAGGCGAAGAUCGGUGGGUAGUAUUUAGGUGCUGUGGGAGUCGAUUGCAGGUUAGAGGCGAGGUCGGUGAGUCGCUCGUGCAGCGGCCGGGGCUUUUCUUCGGCUUUGACGACGAUCGAUUUACUCGCAGAAGAGGUUGGCUGGGCAAUGGUUGAUUUUUGUUUUUGCCCAAUUAUGGAAAAGGUGAUGAGGAAGAAGAUAUAUAACAACAAUCGGCCAUCUGGAUUGGCUGGGCAGAGUUUGGUCUCUAUCCAGAUUGGCUGGGCAAAGUUUGAUCUCUAUCCAAUCGCAAAGGGGGUUGAACUUCCGGUGGUGGGAGUUGUUAUCACGGAUCGUCCCCCUCCUGAACCGCCGCCGUGGAGAGCAGGGAAGUCUAGGGUUUGGAAGCAUCUUUUCAAUUUUACUGUUUGCUUGCAUUUUAGUUUUCUUUAUCAGACUGUUUAUUGUUCUGUUGGUUAUUUUUAUUAUUGUAAGACUCUUGCAUUAGGGAUGGGGGAUGAGAGUUCUGCAGUAACCAUUAUUGGCUCAAUUAUGCCCAAUUUCGGAUCAGCGAGUUAUAUUGCUUUGUCAAAGGUGAUUAACUCAGAGUCUGGCCCAAGGGCGGAUGGUUGCUUGUGGUGCUUUUGUUAUUUUAGCUCCUUUCUGAAUGCUGUGAUUUUAAUCUAAGCCACCUUUGAUGAUCAAAAAAAAAAAAACAAUGUACGGAGGUAAUACUUAUACUCCCUAUCCAUACAUCAAAAUUGUGAAUGCUCCAUAGUCCCUCC
Molecule: messenger RNA, 894 nt
Organism: Cuscuta epithymum
Lineage: Eukaryota; Viridiplantae; Streptophyta; Magnoliopsida; Solanales; Convolvulaceae
Source: the annotation of a GenBank genome assembly